AUCGAUUCCUUGACGCAAUCAUGAAGUGCAUCGCAGCUGUAGUCAUGAUGGCGCUGGCAGUGAUCGCCGAAGCUGGACUGGCCCCGUUGUACUACGGUGCUCCGUUAGCCUUGGCCGCUCCGCACACGACCAUUGUGCAGAAUAACGCCGAGCCGAAGCUCAUUGUCGCUCCUCAGGCACUGACCUAUGCUCAUGCACCGCUGGCCUAUGCUGCCCCGUACUACUACGGCGCUCCGCUGGCGUACAGCGCACCGGCUCUAUUCUACCAGAAGGAAGCUCGCUAUCUGGCCGCCAAUCGAGGUGCAAUCCACGAGGCACCCCUACCGGGUCACGCUUUCUCCCAGCAGCAGCUCAACCUGGACGCUGCACCAGGUACGGCCUAA
Anopheles cruzii is the source of this 383-nucleotide messenger RNA. RefSeq names its product adult cuticle protein 1-like. Lineage: Eukaryota; Metazoa; Arthropoda; Insecta; Diptera; Culicidae. The record is from RefSeq and is a predicted model, not a curated record. Bases 21 to 383 code for a protein of 120 amino acids. The transcript has 2 exons.